Messenger RNA from Neofelis nebulosa (Clouded leopard), 4283 nucleotides. RefSeq names its product diaphanous related formin 2 (gene DIAPH2). Gene Ontology annotation, biological process: actin cytoskeleton organization; actin filament polymerization. The record is from RefSeq and is a predicted model, not a curated record. NCBI's taxonomy places the organism in Eukaryota, Metazoa, Chordata, Mammalia, Carnivora, Felidae. Gene Ontology annotation, molecular function: microtubule binding; actin binding; small GTPase binding. The transcript is spliced from 28 exons. Gene Ontology annotation, cellular component: actin filament; cytoplasm. The coding region runs from base 288 to 3602 and encodes 1104 amino acids.
UUUCCCUCCACCCUAAACACCGCCCUGAGGGCGGCGGCGCCAGGGACCUUGGUAAUUGCAGCUGCUCAGGGGCAGGGCUUGCCCCAGCACCGGGUAGUGGCAAAGGCGUGUUGCGUCGGGGGUGCAUGAGAGCCGGAAUCCUGAAAUCGGCAGCUCCCCAGGCAGACACACUCUCACACAGGAAGCGGUGAUACCGAAUCAGCCAGGGCAGCGGGACAACUCCUAGGGGCUUCCCCAAGUUGAGGAGAGUUGGGGUUACAGGGCACAGGUGAUAGGGCCGGAGAAAGAUGGAGCAGCCCGGGGCGGCGGCGUCGGGAGCGGGAGGCGGCAGCGAGGAACCCGGUGGGGGCCGGAGCAACAAGAGAAGCACAGGGAACCGAGCCGCCAACGAAGAGGAAACGAAAAACAAACCCAAAUUGAACAUUCAAAUAAAAACUUUGGCAGAUGAUGUGCGUGACCGAAUUACAAGUUUUAGAAAAUCUACUGUCAAAAAAGAAAAACCUUUUAUUCAGCAUCCAAUUGAUUCUCAAGUUGCAAUGAGUGAGUUUCCAGCAGCUCAGCCAUUGUAUGAUGAACGAUCGUUGAAUUUGUCAGAAAAGGAAGUACUGGAUCUUUUUGAAAAAAUGAUGGAGGACAUGAACCUUAAUGAAGAACGGAAAGCUCCUUUACGAAACAAAGAUUUUACCACCAAGCGUGAGAUGGUUGUCCAGUAUAUUUCUGCUACUGCCAAAUCUAUAGUUGGAAGUAAAGUUACGGGAGGGCUGAAAAACAGCAAACAUGAAUGCACCCUGUCUUCACAAGAAUAUGUUCAUGAAUUACGAUCUGGUAUUUCAGAUGAGAAACUUCUUAACUGCCUUGAAUCUCUGAGGGUUUCUUUAACCAGCAAUCCCGUCAGCUGGGUUAACAACUUUAGCCAUGAAGGUCUUGGACUCUUAUUGGAUGUGCUGGAAAAGCUUCUGGACAAGAAACAGCAAGAAAACAUAGACAAGAAGAAUCAGUAUAAACUUAUUCAGUGCCUCAAAGCAUUCAUGAAUAAUAAGUUUGGAUUGCAAAGGAUUCUAGGAGAUGAAAGGAGUCUUUUGCUAUUGGCAAGAGCAAUUGAUCCCAAACAACCCAACAUGAUGACUGAAAUAGUAAAAAUACUUUCUGCUAUUUGCAUUGUUGGAGAAGAGAACAUUCUUGAUAAACUUUUAGGGGCAAUAACUACAGCAGCAGAAAGAAAUAAUAGGGAACGAUUUUCACCUAUUGUGGAAGGAUUAGAAAAUCACGAAGCUUUGCAAUUACAGGUGGCCUGCAUGCAGUUUAUAAAUGCCCUUGUCACUUCACCCUAUGAGCUUGAUUUUAGAAUACAUUUAAGGAAUGAAUUCCUGCGUUCAGGACUAAAAACAAUGUUACCAGAUCUAAAAGAAAAAGAGAAUGAUGAGCUUGAUAUUCAGUUGAAAGUAUUUGAUGAGAACAAAGAAGACGACCUGACUGAAUUAUCACACCGUCUCAAUGACAUUCGAGCAGAAAUGGAUGAUAUGAAUGAAGUGUAUCAUCUUCUGUAUAACAUGUUGAAGGAUACUGCUGCUGAAAAUUACUUAUUAUCCAUUCUACAACAUUUUUUGCUCAUCAGAAAUGAUUAUUAUAUCAGGCCACAGUAUUACAAGAUAAUUGAGGAGUGUGUUUCACAGAUAGUGCUGCACUGCAGUGGUAUGGACCCAGAUUUCAAGUAUAGGCAAAGAUUAGACAUAGAUUUCACACAUCUGAUAGAUUCUUGUGUGAACAAGGCAAAAGUUGAAGAAAGUGAACAGAAAGCAGCAGAAUUUUCAAAGAAGUUUGAUGAAGAAUUCACAGCUCGACAGGAAGCUCAAGCUGAACUUCAAAAAAGAGAAGAAAAAAUUAAAGAGCUUGAAACAGAAAUCCAGCAACUUCGAACCCAGGGACAUGGACUCUCAGGUUCAUCAGGAAUUCCAGGCCCUCCUCCAGGGCCAUGUGGUGGGUUAUCCCCACCACCACCACCUCCACCAGCACCACCUCUGCCUGGAGGAGCUCUCCCUCCUCCUCCACCUCCUUUACCUGGAAUGACUGGUAUACCACCACCACCACCACCUUUGUUUGGGGGAGCUGUUCCACCAUUUCCCCCAGGCAUUCCUCCUCCUCCAGGAGCACCACUGGAUCUGCCUUAUGGGAUGAAGCAGAAAAAAAUAUAUAAACCUGAGGUACUCAUGAAGAGAAUCAAUUGGUCAAAGAUUGAGCCCAAAGAAUUAUCUGAGAACUGUUUCUGGUUAAAAGUUAAGGAGGACAAGUUUGAAAAUCCAGAUCUCUUUGCAAAACUGGCACUGAACUUUGCUACCCAGAUAAAAGUUCCAAAGAAUGUAGAAGCUUCAGAAGAAAAGAAGACCCUGCCUGCAAAGAAGAAAGUGAAAGAAUUGAGAAUUUUGGAUCCGAAAACGGCCCAGAAUCUGUCUAUCUUCUUAGGAUCAUAUCGUAUGCCAUAUGAAGAUAUAAAAAACAUCAUUCUGGAGGUUAAUGAAGACAUGUUGAGUGAAGCCUUAAUUCAGAACCUUGUAAAACAUCUUCCUGAGCAGAAAGUACUCUGUGAAUUAGCACAGCUGAGGAAUGAGUAUCAUGACCUCAGUGAGCCUGAACAGUUUGGAGUUGUGAUGAGCUCAGUGAUAAUGUUGCGGCCUCGUCUCAAUAGCAUUCUAUUCAAGCUCACGUUUGAAGAACAUGUAAACAACAUCAAACCAAGCAUCAUAGCAGUAACUCUUGCCUGUGAAGAACUGAAGAAAAGUGAAAGCUUUAACAAACUUUUAGAGUUAGUUCUUUUGGUUGGAAACUACAUGAACUCAGGCUCGAGAAAUGCCCAGUCUUUGGGUUUUAAGAUCAACUUCCUUUGUAAGAUCAGAGAUACUAAGUCAGCAGAUCAAAAAACAACCCUCUUGCAUUUUAUUGCUGAAAUUUGUGAGGAAAAAUACCGGGAUAUCCUGAAAUUUCCUGAAGAACUGGAACAUGUUGAAAGUGCAAGCAAAGUUUCAGCUCAAAUUCUCAAGAACAACCUUGCAACAAUGGAACAACACAUUGUUCAUCUGGAACGUGACAUCAAGAAAUUCCCCGAAACAGAAAAUAGACAUGAUAAGUUUGUGGAGAAGAUGACAAGCUUUACAAAGAGUGCCAGAGACCAGUAUGAAAAACUGUUCACCAUGCACAACAACAUGCUAAAGCUCUAUGAGAAUCUUGGAGAAUACUUUAUUUUUGACUCUAAAACAGUGAGCAUAGAAGAAUUCUUUGGUGAUAUCAGCAACUUCCGAACUUUAUUUCUGGAAGCAGUGAAAGAAAACAACAAGAGAAAAGAAAUGGAAGAGAAGACUAGGAGGGCAAAGCUCGCAAAAGAGAAAGCUGAACAAGAAAAGUUAGAACGCCAGAAGAAAAAGAAACAACUCAUUGAUAUAAACAGAGAGGGUGAUGAGACUGGAGUAAUGGAUAAUCUUCUAGAAGCCCUACAAUCAGGUGCAGCAUUCCGAGACCGCAGAAAGCGAAUUCCAAGGAAUCAAGAUAAUAGCCGAGUACCUUUGGAAAGGUCACGCUCUCGCCACAAUGGAGCUAUUUCAUCUAAGUGAUUCCUGAUGCCAAAGAAUAUGAAAACAAAAUCAUAAGUAAACAAAAUCAUAAAUUUUGAGAAAAACAAAACAUCCACUCAAGGGAUAGAGAGAAAAUACGUACAUUUCUGCAAAGAUCAAGCUUAGCUGGGUGAAGUAGCAUGUAUCUGGAAAGCUAUUGCAAUACUCCUCUCACAAUUAUACUAAAACAAACACAAUUACAAAGAUUAUAACAUAUGUGUUCCAUUUUAGUGUAAAGAUGUGUAUUAUUUGUUAUUGUGUGUGACCUGAUGGUAAUGAUGAAAAGGGUAAAAAAUUCAGAAACAGUCAGCCUGUCAAAAAUUACAAUGUUGCUCAAAUUUACAGGUCACCCCCUCCAAAAAAAAAGGAAAAGAAAGGAAUAGAAGGAAUUAUUCAGUGUCUGUUUCUGAUUCCUGUUACAUGGAAAAAGAACAGGGCAAUGGAAAUGUGUAUGUUAACAACUUGAAGAGACACUAGCUAAUAUUGCACACUGUGCUAGAGGAGCCAUUUUGGAAACAAAAAAAUUGCUGCUUCAACCCCAUGAAUUUAUUUCAAAUCUUAUCUCAAGCAAAAGAUGAUGGAUUGAUCUGCUUUGGCUGAAAUUAAACUUAUCAUUAAUCUAGAGUUUCAACAUGAUGUUACAGGCACUUAUUGCUAAAAAUAAACCAGAGUUUAACAGAA